This is a messenger RNA of Serendipita indica DSM 11827, 1284 nucleotides long. The record is from the annotation of a GenBank genome assembly. Lineage: Eukaryota; Fungi; Basidiomycota; Agaricomycetes; Sebacinales; Serendipitaceae.
AUGAAUAACAUUACAAUCAAUGAUAGAAUCCGUGGAUGCAUUAUUGGUGGGGCACUUGGAGAUGCAGUCGGUCUUGCCACCGAGUUUCUCGACGUCAAGACUUCAGAACAGUACUAUGGACGAAAUCCACGAUUCAAGUUGCGAGCUCCUGCACCCCCUGGAUACGUGACAAUGCAUAUGGACAGGCAUAGAGCCGCCUUCGAGGAAGCCGGGUGGACAGACGAUACAGACCAGUCGCUGUUGAUUUUAAUGGCGUUUCUGCACAACGGUGGAAUGUCCAAAGGCGUCGAUCCGCUUGAUUUUGCUGCGCGUUUGAAGCAUUGGAUCAGCUUCGGCUUUCGUCCUUUGGAUCGUCUGCCGCUUGGUGUGGGAAGAACAGUCGGUUCAGUGGUUCGUUCGUCAGACUAUCUAGAUGACCCUAUUGGGAGGUCGACAAAAAUCUGGGAAGAUGGCGGUAAAGUCAUGGCUGCGAACGGCGCGGUGAUGCGAACAGGAGUAGUUGGUGCACUCUUCUUCAAGGAUGCACAAAUUUUGUAUUCGACUGCGAUUAAUGUUGCUGCAACCACCCAUGCUGAUCCACGAUGCUUGGUAUCUUGUACAAUCGCUUCGGCACUAGUUGCCGGGAUCAUUCGUGACGAGGUGAAAAAUGACGAAGAUAUUCGACGCAUUAUCGAAGAGGCAAUUCAACAGAUACAGACGCGUGAAGUACCACUGUCUACAGAACAUCUAAACGAAUUGCGUGAUAUAGUGUGGAAAGAGACGAUAGCUGAGCUCGAAUUGGAUGAAAGAAGGUCUAUUGGCUAUACAUACAAAUGUUUAGCGUCCGGUGUCUGGGCCCUUCGUCAAGGCCUAAAGGCGAUCCAACAUCCUGGAGAAACGAACGGCGAUAUUUCAACAGUGUUUGAACGAGUGAUCACCGAUCUUACCAUGGCUGCUGGUGACAGCGACACAAAUUGCGCAGUGGCUGGCUCUAUUCUGGGCGCCCUUGUUGGGUAUUCACGGCUUACAAGCAGCUGGAUUCAGGACCUGAAGCAUCACGACUGGCUUGUUGCCAAAGCUGAUGCCGCCACCUAUCUCCUCAUUGGUGAAGGUGUUGAGUAUGAUCCGAGCGCAGACAAGGAUAAUCUAGUUGAUGGGGGCAAGGGAGAUAUGUCAAAAGAAGAACUGGAUGGUCGGUGGAAGGUGAUGAUCGAGACGCUUCAUCGCCGAUGCGGGGAUAUGGAGCUCCUGGAGAAGAUGGAGAAGAGCCGUAAGCAAGACGAGGAUGGAUGUAUUGUCUUGUAG